AUGGUUAUUGUCAACUUAAAAAUGUUCCAUACAACUAGUACGCCCGUUACAAAGAGGACCAGAGGAAUGGAGCAAUCCAUGAUGAACGAGAUGUCCCCCUUCCGGUUGGAGCAACUUCCAUUUGACCUGGAUGACCUCAGCCUCAGUUCCACCGACGUGUAUCAGAUGUUAACCCCUAAACAGAAAGGAAUGAGGCCCCUCCCAGUGGACGAGGACUCCGGUCUGGGAAUGGAAACGUUUGAUACAAUACAAGAAGAGUACACAGACCAAGACUUGUCUUUUGACAUCGCAAAACAGAUCACAGACACCCCAUGUUCUAGAAGAUCUUUGUUUGGUUUACAGAAGCGCCAUCGUAGAGACAGUAAGGGUUCUCCCUUAACCAAGCGCCGGAAGCACGUGACCAGCAGCAGGAAGCGCAUUCAGAAAUCCCUGUCUUUUGGUGACUGUCCCAGGAAGAGUCCACCCACUGACCAAAGUGAGGUUCUACAGUUUGUUGAACGAGUGACGCAGGAGGAAGAUUUGGUAGGCGACGGAAGUGCAACCCACUCUCUACCCACAAUACCCGGCAAACAUGCCGACCUUAAGAGCGUAACAAACGAGACGGUAUCAAAAUUAGUGAAUGGGGAAUUUGAUGACGUAAUUGGAAGUUAUCAGAUCAUAGACUGUCGUUACCCUUAUGAAUACGAGGCCGGGCAUGUAAAGAAUGCCCUUAAUCUGUAUAAGGAAAGUGACGCGGAGACAAUUCUCAGUUUCAAAGAGAACCAAGGAGACAAUGAAGGAAAAAGGCAUAUCCUGAUAUUUUACUGCGAGUUUUCGUCCGAAAGAGGCCCAAAAAUGUAUAGAAAUGUAAGGAAAGCCGACAGAGCCAUGAAUCAGGACCAGUACCCGAAGCUUAACUUUCCAGAAAUGUACUUGAUGCACAAUGGAUAUAAAUGUUUCUUCGAAAAUCAAAAGAGGUUUUGUGAGCCGGAAGACUACAAGCCGAUGCUUCACAAGGAACAUGCUCAGGAUUUACGUCACUUCCGGGCCAAAUCUAAGUCUUUCGCUGCUGGGGAGAAAAGAAAGAAAGCUAGCCGUCUUUCUUUUUAAUGA
Messenger RNA from Saccostrea echinata, 1092 nucleotides. RefSeq names its product M-phase inducer phosphatase-like. The transcript has 9 exons. The coding region runs from base 1 to 1089 and encodes 362 amino acids. Gene Ontology annotation, cellular component: nucleus; cytoplasm. NCBI's taxonomy places the organism in Eukaryota, Metazoa, Mollusca, Bivalvia, Ostreida, Ostreidae. The record is from RefSeq and is a predicted model, not a curated record. Gene Ontology annotation, biological process: positive regulation of G2/MI transition of meiotic cell cycle; protein dephosphorylation; positive regulation of G2/M transition of mitotic cell cycle. Gene Ontology annotation, molecular function: protein tyrosine phosphatase activity.